Molecule: messenger RNA, 2366 nt
Organism: Effrenium voratum
Lineage: Eukaryota; Dinophyceae; Suessiales; Symbiodiniaceae
Source: the annotation of a GenBank genome assembly
CCCGAUUCAGAAACUUCGAUUCAGAAGCUUGGGUUCUCGAUUCAGAAACUUCGAUUCAGAAACUUUGGCCCCUGAUGCAGAAACUUCGAUUCAGAAGCCUGGUUACUCCGAAUUGGAGAAUUGCUUUGCCCGAGCUUGAGUCACUUGGGUGCCAUCAUUCAGAAACUCGGGUGCCGCGACGUUUAGUGACCACUCUCUCAACUGCACCCUUGCAGCACUGCAGACCUCCUUGCCAAAUGAUACGAGCACCCGUUCGAGCGCACCCACGCGGUGCUGCAUACCUGCCUGCCAAAUGACAAGAACACCCGCCCAAGUGCACCCGCGCAGCCGUGGUCUUCCACUCAAGGGGAGGCUUGCCCACAGACCAGCGCUGACAUUAGGCAACACCUCGAAGCAUCGACUUGGGCCAGGAACCAGAGGGACCGGAUUGGGGCGCCUCCGAUCAGGAGGGCGACUGCGAGGGUCGGGAUGAAACCGGCGGCCGCGAGCUGUCCCAAGACAGCGACGACGAGAAGGAACAUAAGACGCUGCUCCCGCUGCCGCCGCCCCUGCCUGCGGCGGAGCCGCCACCUGAGGCGCUGGAUGCGGAUGCUGCACCGGUGAGCAAAUGGUUAGUGUUGGGUGGCCGCAGAGCAGAGUCCGAACUCAGCGCGGCCCAAGGCAUUUAGACAUCCGCAGCUUGCGUUGGUUCAAGCGGAAUUGGUUCGUCUUCCAGAGGGACGCAUAGUCUCUUCGUGCGUGCGCGCUGCUGUAGCAAAUUCAGCAUGGGUUCUGGAUCAUCUGUGCCGAUUAAGAUGCCUACCGAUGGUGCGCAUUUGCACGCGUUCUCCUCCUUGAACAACGGCAAGCUGGAUGACUUCUACCAGGUGGAGACCACGAAGCUCGGAGAGGGCGCCUACGGCUCCGUGUGGAAAGCCGUGCACAAGUCCACGAAUGCAUUGCGCGCCAUCAAGGCCAUCGACCGCAGAAAGAUCACCGAUGGAGAACGCUUCGAGACGGAAGUUGACAUCCAGUGCGCACUAGACCAUCCCAACAUUGUGCAGCUAUACGAGGUGUUUGUCGAUGCCAUGAAGGUGUACUUGGUGAUGGAGCUUUGCAAUGGCGGGCAGCUCUUUGAUCGCAUCAUGGAAGAAGCUGAGAAGAACGGAGGAAAUGCCUUCGAUGAGCGUGGAGCAGCGACGUAUAUGCAGCAGAUCCUCGGGGCAAUGAGCUAUUUGCACAAGAACGACUUUGUACACCGCGACGUCAAGCCCGAGAACCUCCUGUUGCAGAGUCGGGACCCUGACGCCCCUGUCAAGGUCAUUGACUUCGGCUGCGCGAGGGAGUACAAGGUGGGCUCCGGGAGGACGAUGAGGAAGAUUCCGACCAAGGUGACGCCCUACUACGUGGCACCGGAAAUUCUCCAGGAGCGCUACGAUGAGAAAUGCGACGUCUGGGGUUGCGGAGUGAUUUGCUACAUCCUCCUUUGCGGCUAUCCGCCCUUCUUUGGGGAGACAGAUGGCGAUAUCCUGCAAAUGGUGAAGAAGGGCGCCUUCACUUUUCCCUCGCAGGACUGGGACGGCACCUCCCCCGAAGCCAAAGAGUGCAUCUCGCAGAUGCUCACCUUGAACGCCACCAACCGGCCCAGUGCGGCAAAGAUGCUGGAGCACCGGUGGCUGGACAAGAACGCAGAGGCUCCCAAGGGCAAGCCGCCCAACGACCUGUGCGGAAACUUGAAGAAGUUCAACGAGGGCUCCCGCAUGAAGAAGGUAGCGCUGACACUCAUUGCGCAGCAGCUCAAGAAUGAAGAUCUCGAGCAACUCCGAUCCGCUUUCUUGGUGCUGGAUAAGAAUAAGGAUGGCACACUCAGCAUCGAAGAGAUCCAAAAGGGCAUGGCCGAUUCCGCUCUGGAGAUUCCACCCGACCUCAUUGAAAUCAUGAAGAAUCUUGACGGUUCUGGGAGAAUUGACUACACAGAGUUCAUCGCGGCCACCUUGAGCCAGAAGCAGUACCUCCAAAAGGAGGUGCUCUGGUCAGCCUUCAGGGUGUUCGACAAAGAUGGCACUGGGAAAAUCACCAAGCAAGAGCUUGGUGCCAUUUUGAAGGAGCAAGCUGAUGGGGAGGCAAUCCGGGACAUGGUCUCCGAAGUCGACUUGGGUGGCGAUGGCGAGAUCUCAUUCGAUGAGUUUGUAACGCUGAUGGAGAAGGGUGUCGUUUUGAAGUAGGCCGGCGCUUCGCUUGCUUGGCCAGAUAUGAAAGGAUCUCGCGGGAAUCGAGAAGCCAGCGUGAAGAGCAAGACAAUAUUCUCGCUGCAUGUCACGAGUGUCUUUCCUUCACAGGACUGAGCCGGGCGCAAACUGGCGCCACUCGACAGCCACAAACAGACA